Molecule: messenger RNA, 2143 nt
Organism: Erpetoichthys calabaricus (reedfish)
Lineage: Eukaryota; Metazoa; Chordata; Cladistia; Polypteriformes; Polypteridae
Exons: 7
Coding region: 394-1803 (469 amino acids)
Source: RefSeq, a predicted model, not a curated record
CUUUAGACAAGGUUUGUUUGCUUUGUGCAGGGAAACUCUUUGUUCCACACUUUUAACAGGUAUGAGGAAAGGUAGUGAAGCGAAGUGUAAAACAGUUCCUGGUUACAAUAAUUACACACGGGGGAGUGAAAAUAUUAUGUCAACAUCAUUGCUUACUAAUGUAAAUGUAAGAGCGGAACAGAUAUCUCUUGCUCAUCUUGCCAGGAACCAGCAACUGCAAAGAAGUGGCUCCAUUGAGAAGGCAGAUCUCACAGUGACAAGGCUGCAGUUAUCCCAAGCUUCAGAAAUCCAAAUGUCAAGUGUCCAUGCAGCAGGAGGAACCAGAACUUUUGAAGUAGGUCAUCUCCUAAGUACGUGAUUUUCAGCAUAGCUGGAUCUUGAAGCAAAUAAAGAAUGAAGAAAGGAUUUUAUUUUACUGGAUGGGAUGUUAAUCAUGAAUCACACAGUUCAGGUGAUUGGAUCUUUGGUGAAAAAGCUCUAAACUGUUCAUUGCUUUCAAAGCAGAGAUGCCCCUGUCUGGAUAAACACAAUAUUGUCAUCUCGCCUCAUUUGUUGAAUCGUACCUCACCAUUGGGUAACAAAUUGGUACUCCCUUCAGAAGUGCAGAACGUGAAAGAUCAGCAGAUAGUGAAAGGCAUCUCAGUGCAGUCAUCGUGUUGUAAAAAUUCAGUCACUCAAAGUAAGACGCAGCCCCCAAAUACAGGGAAAAUCGGAAGCAGUGAAAAACUGUUCAUCCAUACCGGACGUAUGACUUUCAAAGAAGAUGAUGGCCAAACCAAAAGGAUCACAUCUUGCAACCCCACAAGAGUAAAGCACCUGAUAACUUUGACACGAGGAAGCUUAUCAGAGCAGCCAUUUGCUCAGCAAGAGAGAACAACAUCUGUUUUUAGGGAAACUGAAAACCCUGUAAGAUUGUACCAGACAGCCUGCUCGGAUUAUAAACUGGAAAUAUUCCAGUCAAUACAUCCGAAACAAAGGUGUUCCACUUCAUGCAGUAAGAUGCAAAAUAGUCAGAAGGAAAGGCUCUCGGCAGACAGACUGAUUUUCCAACCAACCUCGACAAGCCCAUUAUCGGAUGGAGAAGCCAACGUAUCAGACUGUAACACAGUUGAAUGUAUUCACAUUGAUCUUCAAAGCAAUGGCACUGAAAUAUUAGCCUCUGAAAAUGAUUUGGUCAGUACUCCUGGAAUGCAGAGCCCUGAUGAUUUUAGUCUACCAAGUUCUGAUGACGUGUCAUCACAAGAUUGUUUAUCUAUGUGCUGUACGUCUGAAGCAGAAACAUCAGAACCAGUUCAUCAUCUACAGAAACUGAGGAGAAACAGCCAAACUACAAACUAUUAUAACUUGACCAAAAUUUCAAUGAUAAAAGACCAAAGAGAAUCAAACAAUUGCUCAUUGCUCAAGCCUAGCAAUGAGAAAGCGAGACCUCAAUCACAGGUAUCAAAUGGCUGGCCUGCGUUUCAUCCAAAGCCCCUGAGAGUUCCGUCCUAUAGCAACAGAUAUGUAAAGGAUGCCAAGAACAAUAAAAUGUGCCAGCCACUUAGAAAACCUCUAGAUGCUGAAAUGCAAGUGACCGAGGGGCAUAUUGCAGUCUGCCAUCUUCUUCAUGUGCUGAAAGAGGGGCUUGGAAACACCUGCGUGCAGAAGAGGGGCGAACAAAGCAAAUGGAAUGUUCCAAAGAUCAAGAAACACCAAGCUAAAACUCUCCCUUCAAGAAGACCAAUCACGUGUCACAACGUCUACAAUCAGGUUAUUGCAAAGUUGUGGUUAACAAAGCGAACGAACACACAAAGAAGUUUAUGAGAUUUUGCAGCGUUUGAUGUUUGACAUCUUCACGGUUUGCUUCUUUACUUUUAUGACUCUGAGAGUAUGGAAUCGACGAGAGGCUUACACGUUGACGCAUGAAAAAUAAACAUUUUGGAUUUAUGUAUAGAGCAUGGGUGUCGAACUCCAGUCCUGGAGGGCCGCAGUGGCUGCGGGUUUUCAUUCUAACCAUCUUCUUCAUUAGUGACCAGUUUUUGCUGCUGAUUAACUUCUCUUGCUUUAGUUUUUAUUAACUUGACUCAGGCCCCUUAGUUGUCUCUUUUUUUAAUUAGCAGCCAAACGAUAAUGAGACACAAAACGAGCCGCCACAUGACCAGCU